Messenger RNA from Penicillium griseofulvum, 726 nucleotides. RefSeq lists its product as uncharacterized. NCBI's taxonomy places the organism in Eukaryota, Fungi, Ascomycota, Eurotiomycetes, Eurotiales, Aspergillaceae. The transcript has a single exon. Bases 1 to 726 code for a protein of 241 amino acids. The record is from RefSeq and is a predicted model, not a curated record.
AUGAAGAUCAAUCUUUUCUUGUUGAGUUCUCUCUGUGCCAACAGUGCACUCGUUUAUGCCCUGCCGGCCGAUACGGCUGUUCUCAUCCUAAACGAUGGUACCACCAAGACUGUCGACAAGAGGGACCUUGCUGCCGAAUUCCCUGGAGUCAGUCUGUCUCCGCCUACCGAUUCUGUCCCCAAAUUUAUCCAGACUGGAUCCAACGAGUCCACCCCCUCAAACCGUCUGAGCAAGCGCUCCGGUGCCCAAUUCAUCAUCCCUCUUCCUGACCAGAAAUUCCUGGGCUGGGAUGUCCCCAUGUCUACCAUUGUGCAUGCCAACGGAGCCGAUGCCACCGCCGCCAUGGCACAAGGCCAGUCCAUCGCAAACAGCAUCUCCGUUAGCACCUCGUUUACGGCCACCGUGGAAAAGUUCCUAACUAUCGGAACCACCGUCAGCUACCAAUACACUGAAACCGCUACUCUCACCGGCACGGUUACCAUGACAAUCCCGAAGAACAGGUGGGGUGCCAUUGUUAGCAAUCCCUUGACCCAUCGCAAAAGCGGAUACGUAUUCAGUGGGCAGCCCGGAAGUGGACAGUACGAACACUAUCAGGCGGAUUCUUUCACCCAGGAUACUUACCGCUACGGACCCAAUUCCUUGUCCUGGGUAAAGGGUGUUGUUACAACUUGCUUGGGAGAUACUUAUCCUUUGAAGCGCUGCGUCGGAGAGGGUGUGAUGGAGUAA